AUGGAACCAAGUGACCCGAAGAAGUGUGCUCGUCCAGGGCGAGACGAAAAGGAGAAGGAAAAGAUGGCGGACUUCGCGAUGACCUGCAGUCAUUGCUUGAAGAUUCCUGAGGAUAAGAAGUGCUUCCAGAAAUGUGCUCGGUGCAAGUCAAUGUGGUAUUGUUCGCGAGAAUGUCAGAAACUUGACUGGCCAUUCCAUAGACGCGAUUGCUGCGAAACCCAACCACAAUUCAGCGUCGUUAUCAAGUUCAUCCACCGUGUAAACAAAAACGACUUCCUCAUGAAGAAGAUCCGCCUCGCUGUCGUGCACGAAAUGAAAAGCGUUAUUGCCCCCACUGACAAGCCCGCCCCAGAUCCAACAACGACCUUCCUCAAUAUUGGCAUUAGCAUCUCACUCCGGCCUACCUCCGAUAUCGACUUGGAGUUCAUACGCUCCCGACACACGACACCCGAGCAACUGAAAGUGAGGAAGGUGUGGGGCGUCACACGGUUUACGCAUAUUGUAGAUAUGGCAGACCUGAGGCGGCCGUUACCGGAGGAAAAGGACACCUAUGUCGCGGUUCUGCACUUCAACUACAACGGGAAGUCGGUUUAUUACACCGACGUGGAUCUACACCCAAACGACAUUGGGGCGGCGAAGAUGAUCGUAGUUCAGUAUAUGGUCUCUGACACGACGGAGUGGGGAAAGCCGGGAAACGCGGUCUUACGUUGUAUCAAUUCGGACUUUGCUCAAGAAGAGAAGGAGGGCAAGAAACCACGGUGUAUCAUUAGCGACGACGAUAAGGACCUGCUCAGACGAUAUCCUUUGCAUGCGGCUGAGUAA
Messenger RNA from Cyclocybe aegerita, 822 nucleotides. The record is from the annotation of a GenBank genome assembly. NCBI's taxonomy places the organism in Eukaryota, Fungi, Basidiomycota, Agaricomycetes, Agaricales, Hemipholiotaceae.